Messenger RNA from Triticum urartu, 2023 nucleotides. RefSeq names its product Ubiquitin fusion degradation UFD1 family protein. Gene Ontology annotation, biological process: ubiquitin-dependent protein catabolic process; ERAD pathway. NCBI's taxonomy places the organism in Eukaryota, Viridiplantae, Streptophyta, Magnoliopsida, Poales, Poaceae. The record is from RefSeq and is a predicted model, not a curated record. Gene Ontology annotation, molecular function: polyubiquitin modification-dependent protein binding. Gene Ontology annotation, cellular component: VCP-NPL4-UFD1 AAA ATPase complex.
GCUGCGCACGCGGCCUCCAGAAGCUUCCGCCCUCCUCCUCCUCCUCCUCGGCCGCCACCGACCCGACGCGUCCAUAUAUCCUUCCUUCCCUUCCCUACCGACGUGGAGAAGAGGAGAACAAGGCGUACUCGGGCGGAUCCGGGAUCGGCGAUGGAUUUCGAGCUGCGGAGCGCGCGGGAGAAGCUGGAGAGGGAGCAGCGGGAGCGGAUGCAGCGCGCUAAGGCCAAAGCCGACCGUGAGCGCCGCGCCAAGGCCGAGGCCGCGCGCCGCCGCGACGCGCUCGAGGCCUCAAACAGGGAGCGCCGCCUCGACGCCGCCCGGGCGCAGGAAGAGGCUGACCAGAAAAUGGAAGAGGUGAUGCAACUAGGAAAGGGGAUCUCUUUUUCACACAUGUUUGAAGCACUGCGAUAUGACGGUCCAGGGGAUAAGAUUAAGCUGCCACCGUCUUCUUUCAAGGAUUUAUCCGAUCAAGGAGCGCUUGACAAAGGUCCCAUGUACUUCAGGCUGUCCAAGGUUAGGGACAGAGUUCCAGGUACCUCUCCAGAUCAAGACGCCGAGGAGGCAACCUGCUGUGGCGUUCUUGAAUUCACUGCAAGGGAAGGCUCUGCACAACUCCCAUCACAUGUCUGGAACAAUUUGUUUCAGAGUGACAUCCCAGAUGUUCCUUUGAUUGAGGUGAGGUAUGCAAGUUUGCCCAAAGGGACAUAUGCGAAACUUAAGCCGGAAGGAGUGGGAUUCUCAGAUCUCCCUAACCAUACUGUCCUUGAAACGGCACUGCGCAAUCACGCAACACUAUCUGAAAAUGAUGUUGUCAUGGUCAACUACGGACAACUGCAGUAUAAGUUGAAGGUUCUUGAGUUGAAGCCCGCAUCAAGUGUUUCUGUGCUGGAGACGGAUAUUGAAGUUGACAUUGAGAGACCAGAUUCAGUUUUCGACAAUGAAGAAAAUCAACAUGUGCUUGUGCCGCUCGAGACUGGGAAGGUCGAAUCUGGAGCUGUGGAAGAAGGGAAGUUCAGGUACUACAAAUUUUCUGUCGAGGAAGGUGUGGCUGAGAAAGUUGCGUCUGGUUGUGUAAAUAUUGAGGUUAAGAUAGAGUCUGAUACAAGUGGCAGUGACACUGAUAUUUAUGUUUCAAGGCAUCCUUUAGUAUUCCCAACUCAGCACCGUCAUGAGUGGUCAUCUCAUGAGAUGGGAUCUAAGGUUCUUAUACUCAAACCAAAGGAUGCUACUUUGGUCAGUGGCCUUUACAGUCUUGGGGUUUACGGUUUCAAGGGCACAGCGAAGUUUCAACUUUCUGUAGCUAUCAAGGAUGUUAUUGAUAGCCAAAGGAUUGAUGAGCAGGGUAGUGUGUCAUCAGCCGUCAAUGGUGACUCAGUGGUUUGUAAGAACUGCAAACGACAUAUAUCUAGCCGGACCUCAGUACUUCAUGAGGCAUACUGUGUGAGGCACAAUGUUAUUUGCAUGCAUGAUGGAUGUGGAGUAGUUCUUCGUAAGGAAGCAGCAGCAGAUCAUGUGCAUUGCAGUAAGUGUGGACAAGCUUUCCAGCAGAGAGAAAUGGAGAAGCACAUGAAAGUCUUCCAUGAGCCGCUGAACUGCCCCUGCGGGGUAGUUCUAGAAAAGGAAGAAAUGGUCAAACACCAAUCCUCAACCUGCCCAUUUCGCUUGAUUGUGUGCCGUUUCUGUGGCGACACGGUUCAAGCUGGUGGACAACCGCUGGAUGUUCGAGAUCGGCUUCGAAACAUGUGCGAACAUGAGAGUAUCUGUGGAUCCAGGACUGCACCAUGCGACUCUUGUGGGCGAUCGGUCAUGCUUAAGGAGAUGGACAUUCAUGCAAUUGCUGUCCAUCAAAAGAGCUGAUUUUUGUAACCCUACGGACCGAACCUCUGUACUGCAUAUAUGUUGGUAUUUGUUAAAUCUUCCAUUGUUUGCUAGUCCAUGGAAAACAGUGGCGCGGUGGUGUCCGUUAUCUGUUUGUAUCUUCCUUUUGUAUACAUAUUAUUUAUAAUCUACUCCUUUUUUGACA